Molecule: messenger RNA, 2044 nt
Organism: Seriola aureovittata
Lineage: Eukaryota; Metazoa; Chordata; Actinopteri; Carangiformes; Carangidae
Gene: ppp1r3g
Product: protein phosphatase 1 regulatory subunit 3G
Exons: 1
Coding region: 499-1320 (273 amino acids)
Biological process (GO): regulation of glycogen biosynthetic process
Cellular component (GO): protein phosphatase type 1 complex
Molecular function (GO): protein phosphatase 1 binding; glycogen binding
Source: RefSeq, a predicted model, not a curated record
GCGGUCAACGUGGUUCCAUGACGGAAGAGAAACAAUGGGAAAAUAAAAAUAAAAAUGCUUCAUUUGUUUCAGUUGUAACUUGAGAGAAAUGAUUUUACCACUUGAAUCACUGUGAACAUGUUACUGCUCAACUAGUUUAAUUACAUGUAGUUCACUGAUGAUGAUGAUGAUGAUGAUGAUGAUGAUGAUGAUGAUGAUGUAGCAGCCUAUUUAAACCGUCUCUGUUCUGUUGCACGGAAGCAGGUGACAGUUGAUGUUUCUUACGUGACGGUGCGCGUGUUUCCGUGCGUGACAUCAGCUGCAGCCUGGGAACACUGCAUGCGCUCUGUUGUCACCAGCACGUAGUCCUCUGCAGGGGGCGGGAGUCUCUCUAUACAAGCGGCCGCGCACCGGGACUCCCGUGUAGUGCUCCACAUACACACACACACACACACACACACACACACACACACACACACACACACACAGGCACGCAGGCCGCCUGGCUGCCGGGCAGAAAUGUCCCGCUCACCGCCCCACACCGGGGGAGAGUCGCCCUCCUCCCGGGGGCAAUCCGUGGAGAACGGCCUGGAGGUGGAGGAGGAGGAGGAAGGAGAUCUGGACGACGAGGCGGACGCUUCCCGCCUGGAGAGGUUCAUGAGAGACCGGAGGAGAGCGCAGUCCCUGCCCGCUUACCCGGCCGCGCUCCUGGACGGUGUCCCCGGGAGCAACGAGAGGAAGCGGGUGAAGUUCGCCGACUCCAUGGGCCUGAACCUGGCCAGUGUGAAGCACUUCAGCUCGCUGGAGGAGCCGCAGAUCCCGAGCAAAGUUCUGUCCAGGCACAAGAGCUUCCCGCCACAGCAGCAGCAGGAUCUACUGAACGACCUGUGCCAAAGCUUCAAGUCCAACCUGGACACGGACCGUCUGUUCGCGUGCUUCCCGGAGCCCCGGGACACGGAGCGCAGGGUCCGGCUGCUCCGUGUCUGCCUGGAGAAGGUCACCAUCACCCAGUUUGACCUGCGGGGGCAGAUCCGGGUCUUAACCGGCUGCACAGACAAGGAGGUCGGGGUGAGGUACACCUUCAACGACUGGUUGUCCCACGUGGACGCGCAGGCUCUGAACGUGGCCGCGGAUCAGCCGCAAUUUGUGGGUGAGCGGUUCAACUUCACCGUGUACACACCGCCCUUCAUGGACACCAGCUCGGCCGUGCACUUCGCCGUGUACCUGAGGAAUGAGGAGGGGGAGUUCUGGGACAACAACGAGGGGCAGAACUACACCCUCAGGUACCACUGCAUGCCCAGCACCGCGCCCUUCGUCAGCGCCGCUUUCCACGCCACCUGACCGGCUCUGCGUUGUGCGUAAAAAGCUCUCCAUCCGUGCGUAAAAAGUUCUCCAUCUGUGCGUAAAACGCUCUACAUCCGCUCCGAGUGCUGAAAGAAACGCAGUGACAUGCAGCUGCUGCAUCUGGUGAAUGAACACAUCUGUGUGGUGAGUUCAGGGGACUACCUGUCCCAGAUGUUGCCUCCAUCACCUGUUUCUUUGACUUCUAAAUGAUUUCGCGCCUUUUUCUAACCUAAAUCUGUCUCCAUCUCAUCACAAACCUCUGACCGGAGCUCCACGUGUUUCUGAAGGACAACAACACAAGUCACAUUAUUGAUGUUUUUUUCUGAACCUCCAAUCGGAUCAAACGGACUCUCUCAUGACCCGUUAGUGACGUCAGCCUCCUGGAUGUUCUGAGCUUUAAUGGACAACGAUUACAAUCAGUAACACAAGUGUCUGUCUCACUGCUGCUUUAUCUGUUAUAAGAGGAUGUGUAUUCUUUUCAAAAUAAAAGCUGUGCAUGGCAAAUGGUCUGAUGUUUACUGGCUGCUCCAGGUGAGCGGCAGGUGCAGCUGUCACGUCUCUUUGUGCAGCCUUGUAGUGAAAAAUGACGUCACCCGUGUUGAUGGUGCGUUUAAUAAGAAUCAGGAAUGUUAGCAGUGGGCGUGUCCUACGUCACUCAGGUGCGCUGCUCUGCCACACACAGGGCGGGAGUUUGUCAAACAAUAAAUUCUGAUCAAACGAA